AUGCGAACUGUGCUACCUGGUUGUGCUGCUGAUUCUGAUUUUGGAACAAAUGGGAGUGCGAAAAAUGAGUUAUGGUGGAAUUUGCAUUUAAUGCACAUGGAUAUAGGUCAAUGUUUUGUUUUCCCUGUAUUUCAUGUUAAUAUUAGCCUGCAGGAAUCUUCAUCAAAUUUUGACGUACGUUUUAGGAUACGAAUUCAAAAGUGGCAGUCAUUUCAGCAGCAGCUGCUUAGAAAACCAGAAGGGAGUGAAGCAUUUUUGGCAUAUCAAGCAGGUCUUCAAGGAUUAUUUGGGAGUAACAAUUUCUCAUCUAGUUCCAUGCAGCUGCCUCAACAAUCUCGAAAAUUUGCUGAUUUAGCUCAGCAUGGCUCCAACCAGGGUCAAGGUGUUGAGCAGCAAAUGCUAAAUCCUGCACAAGCAGCAUACUUUCAAUAUGCUCUGCAGGCUUCACAACAAAAGCCUGUUUUGGCAAUGCAGUCACUGCAGCAACCUAAAAUGGGAAUGCUGGGCCCUUCAUCUGUAAAGGAUCAGGACAUGCGAAUGGGAAAUUUGAAAAUGCAGGAUCUUAUGUCCAUGCAGGCGGUAAAUCAAGCUCAAGCAUCCUCAUCUAGACAUUCGUCUGACCAUUUUACUCAUGGGGAAAAGCGGGUAGAGCAAGGGCCCCAGCUAGCACCUGCACGGAAGAGUGAAGGAAAUUCUUCAAGUCAGGGACCAGCUGUUGGAAACAUAAUACCUGGAAAUAUUAUAAGACCUGUGCAAGCUCUGGCAACUCAGCAGAGCAUCCCGAACGCGAUGAACAACCAGAUUGCAAUACCUUCUCAACUGCGGACUAUGCAGGCAUGGGGAAUUGAACAAAAUGUUGAUAUGUCAUAUCCUGUAAAUUCUCAGUUAAUGGCUCCGUUCAUGCCAUUGAUGCAAUCAAGGAUGGUUCAACAACCAAAGGGGAACGAUACUAACUCAGGUGCACAGUCAUCACUUGUCCCUGUUUCAAACCAGCAGGUGACUUCUCCAGCAAUUGCAAGUGAGAGUUCAGCACGUGCUAGUUCAUCUGGUGAUGUGUCUGCACAGUCAGGUUCUGUGAAAACCAGGCAGAUGGCUCCACCCAACCAUUUGAGCCCACAAAUUAGUGCUGUUAUAGCCAGUAGCUCUAGUGAUAUGACAGUGCAUCAAUUCAGUCUUCAUAGCAGAGACACUCAAGGAUCGUUGAAGCAAUCAGUUCUAAAUGGAAAUGGAAUGCCUUCUGGGCAUCUACAGCAGACUUCUGCAAACAUGAACACAAGUGUAGAUCAUCCUCUGAGUGCAAAAGCUUCAUCAUCUGGUCCAGAACCUGUGAAAAUGCAGUACAUCAGGCAAUUAAACCAAUCUGCUUCUCAGGCUGGAGGUCUGACAAAUGGAGGUGGAGCAGGAAAUUACACCAAAACUCAAGCAGGGCCAUCUCAGACGCCUCAACAAAGAAAUGGUUUCACCAAACAACAGCUUCAUGUUCUCAAGGCACAAAUACUAGCAUUUCGGCGUCUGAAGAAAGGAGAAGGUGCACUUCCCCAAGAACUUCUUCGGUCCAUCAUUCCACCACCUCUUGAUUUGCAAGUGCAGCAGCCAAUUAAUGCUGGGGGAGCACAAAAUCAAGAGAGAUCUGCUGGAAAUAUUGUGGCAGAACAACCAAGGCAGAGUGAGUCCAAUGCCAAAGACACACAACAUAUCCCAUCCAUUAGCAGAAAGAGCUCUUCAAAGCAGGAAGCCUUUAUCAGAGAUGAGAGCCACACUGUAACAGCAGUUCAUAUGCAGGCCACACCUCUUGCGACAAAGGAAUCUGCUGGGAAGGAAGAGCAGCCGUCUGUUGUAUGCUCUGCUAAGUCUGACCAGGAAAGUGAACAUGGAAUUAACAGAAUGCCUGUUAGAAAUGAGUUAGUAUUAGACAAGGGAAAAACUGUUGCUGUCCCUCAGGUUUCUGUAACUGACACAAUGCAACUUAAUAAACCUGCACAGGUGAGCACUGUUGCCCAGUCCAAGGAUGCGGGAUCCACCAGAAAAUACCAUGGACCCCUAUUUGAUUUUCCUUUCUUCACCAGGAAGCAUGAUUCCUUUGGGUCAUCAAUGAUGCUAAACAACAACAACAAUUUGUCUUUGGCAUAUGACGUGAAAGAACUACUUUUUGAGGAAGGCAUGGAGGUCCUUAGCAAGAGAAAGACGGAGAAUUUAAAGAAGAUUGAAGGUUUACUGGCAGUAAACCUAGAGAGGAAAAGAAUUAGGCCAGAUCUUGUGUUGAAGUUGCAAAUUGAAGGGAAAAAGCUUCGCCUUUUAGAUCUUCAGGCUCGUUUAAGGGAUGAGAUUGAUCAACAGCAACAAGAGAUAAUGGCAAUGCCAGAUAGGCCAUAUCGGAAGUUUGUUAGGCUGUGUGAACGUCAGCGAAUGGAACUUGCUAGACAAGUGCAGGCAUCUCAGAGAGCUUUAAGGGAGAAGCAACUGAAAUCUAUAUUUCAAUGGCGCAAGAAGCUUCUUGAAACACACUGGGCCAUUCGUGAUGCCCGAACUGCUCGCAACAGGGGGGUGGCCAAAUAUCACGAAAAGAUGUUGAGAGAGUUCUCAAAACGUAAGGAUGAUGACAGAAAUAAAAGGAUGGAAGCCUUAAAAAACAAUGAUGUUGACAGAUAUAGGGAGAUGUUGCUGGAGCAGCAGACUAGCAUUCAAGGCGAUGCUGCGGAGAGAUAUGCUGUCCUCUCAACUUUCUUAACCCAGACUGAAGAGUAUCUCCAUAAAUUAGGAAGUAAGAUAACCACUGCUAAGAAUCAGCAGGAAGUGGAGGAGGCUGCAAAAGCCGCAGCAGCCGCCGCACGAUUGCAGGGUCUUUCUGAAGAAGAAGUCAGAGUGGCAGCAGCUUGUGCUGGAGAGGAAGUGAUGAUUAGAAAUCGUUUUAUGGAGAUGAAUGCUCCUAAAGACAGUUCAUCUGUUAGCAAGUAUUACAGCCUUGCUCAUGCAGUGAGUGAAAAGGUUGUACGUCAACCAUCAAUGUUACGGGCUGGAACACUUAGAGACUAUCAGCUGGUCGGUUUGCAAUGGAUGCUUUCCUUGUAUAACAACAAAUUAAAUGGAAUUUUGGCAGAUGAGAUGGGUCUUGGCAAAACUGUACAGGUUAUGGCAUUAAUUGCCUACUUGAUGGAGUUUAAAGGAAACUAUGGCCCACAUCUUAUAAUAGUCCCAAAUGCUGUCAUGGUUAACUGGAAGAGUGAGUUGUACACUUGGUUACCAUCUGUGUCAUGCAUUUUUUAUGCUGGAGGGAAGGAUUACCGGUCAAAAUUAUAUUCACAGGAGAUUAUGGCUAUGAAAUUUAAUGUCCUGGUGACUACUUAUGAGUUCAUCAUGUAUGAUCGGUCAAGGCUUUCAAAAAUUGAUUGGAAGUAUAUAAUAAUCGAUGAAGCACAGAGAAUGAAAGAUAGAGAAUCAGUUCUAGCUCGUGAUCUUGAUAGAUAUCGAUGUCAAAGACGCCUGCUUCUGACAGGAACACCUUUACAGAAUGAUUUGAAGGAACUAUGGUCACUUUUAAAUUUACUUCUUCCUGAGGUUUUUGACAAUAAGAAAGCCUUUAAUGAUUGGUUCUCAAAGCCAUUUCAAAAGGAAGGUCCCACUCAAAAUACAGAAGAUGAUUGGCUUGAGACUGAGAAAAAAGUUAUCAUUAUCCAUCGACUUCAUCAGAUUCUUGAGCCUUUCAUGCUCAGACGCCGUGUUGAGGAAGUUGAGGGUUCACUACCACCAAAGGUCUCUAUAGUUUUACGAUGUAAGAUGUCAGCUUUGCAGAGUGCCAUUUAUGACUGGGUCAAAUCAACUGGUACCCUUCGACUUGAUCCUGAAGGUGAGGAAUCUAAGAUACAAAAGAAUCCGCUCUACCAGGCAAAAGAGUACAAGACUUUAAAUAACAGAUGCAUGGAGUUACGGAAAACUUGUAAUCAUCCAUGUCUUAAUUACCCAUUACUUAAUGAAUUAUCUACAGAUUUAAUUGUAAAAUCUUGUGGGAAAUUGUGGAUCCUGGAUAGGAUCCUUAUAAAGCUUCAGAAAACUGGUCAUAGAGUUUUGCUGUUUAGUACCAUGACAAAACUUCUAGAUGUAUUGGAAGAUUACCUGAAUUGGCGAAGAUUUGUGCACAGAAGAAUUGAUGGGACUACUAAUUUGGAUGACCGUGAAUCAGCUAUAAUGGACUUUAAUAGCCCUGAUUCAGACUGUUUCAUCUUCUUGCUUAGUAUUCGAGCUGCUGGGAGAGGCCUUAACCUUCAGUCUGCUGACACUGUUGUCAUUUAUGAUCCUGAUCCAAACCCAAAAAAUGAGGAGCAGGCUGUGGCCAGAGCUCAUCGUAUUGGACAGAAAAGAGAAGUCAGAGUUAUCUACAUGGAGGCUGUUGUUGACAAAAUCUCUAGCCAUCAGAAAGAGGAUGAACUGAGAAGUGGAGGCACUGUUGAUAUGGAGGAUGAACUUGUGGGUAAGGAUCGCUAUAUAGGAUCUGUUGAGAGCCUCAUAAGGAACAAUAUUCAACAGUAUAAGAUAGAUAUGGCUGAUGAGGUUAUCAAUGCUGGACGUUUUGAUCAGAGGACAACACAUGAAGAAAGGCGUUUGACUUUGGAGACAUUGUUACAUGAUGAAGAAAGGUAUCAAGAAAAUGUCCAUAAUGUUCCUUCUCUUCAGGAGGUAAAUCGCAUGAUUGCUAGGAGUGAAGAGGAAGUGGAGUUGUUUGAUCAAAUGGAUGAAGAACUGGAUUGGCCUGAUGAGAUGAUGCAACAUGAGGAGGUGCCUCAGUGGCUUCGAGCUAAUACAAGAGAAGUGAAUGCUGCUAUUGCUUCUUUAUCUAAAAGGCCAUCAAAGAACACUUUAUUGGGUGGUAGUAUUGGCAUGGACAGUGAGGUGGGAUCCGAAAGGAGAAGGGGACGACCCAAGGGAAAAAAGCAUCCUAAUUAUAAAGAGUUGGAAGAUGAACAUGGAGAAUAUUCUGAAGCAAGCUCUGAAGACAGAAAUGAAUAUUCUGCACAAGAAGGGGAAACUGGAGACUUUGAAGAUGAAGGGUAUAGUGGGGCUGGACAUCGAUUGGAAGAGGGUGGUUUAGCUUCUGAUGUUGGAUAUAACAUUGCUCGAUCUUCAGAAAAUGCUAGACAUAAUCAUGUGGUUGAAGAAGCUGAUUCUUCAGGAUCAUCCUCUGACAGUCAAAGAUUGACACAAACAAUUUCACCAUCAGUUUCUGCUCAGAAAUUUGGUUCCCUCUCUGCGUUAGAUGCCAGGCCAAGCUCCAUUUCAAAAAUAUUGGGAGAUGAGUUAGAAGAAGGGGAAAUUGCAGUAUCAGGUGAUUCUCACAUGGAUCAUCAACAGUCAGGAAGUUGGAUUCAUGAUCGUGAUGAGGGGGAAGAUGAACAGGUUUUGCAGAAACCCAAGAUUAAGCGUAAACGAAGUCUUCGUGUACGUCCCCGCCAUGCUAUGGAAAGGCCUGAGGAUAAGUCCAGCAGCGAGAUGGUAUCUCUUCAUCGUGGAGAAUCAUCUCUUUUGGCUGACUAUAAAUAUAAAAUGCAAACAAGGGUUGAUCCGGAAUCAAAAUCAUUUGGAGAAAACAAUGCUAGGAAGCAUGAUAAGAAUGAAACAUCAUUAAAAAAUAAGCAAAAAUUAUCUUCAAGGAAAGUAGCUAAUACAUCCAAAUUACAUGGAUCUCCUAAGUCUAAUCGUUUGAAUUGCACAUCUCCUCCUUCAGAGGACGGUGGUGAAUACCCUAGAGAAAGUUGGGAGGGGAAGCCUCUUAAUCCAAGUGGAUCUACAGCUCAUGGCACUAAGACGACUGAAAUAAUCCAAAGAGGAUGCAAAAAUGUAAUUAGCAAGCUCCAAAGGAAAAUAGACAAGGAAGGCCACCAGAUUGUACCUUUGCUAACGGAUUUGUGGAAGAGAAUUGAGAAUUCUGGGUAUGCGGGUGGAUCUGGGAACAGUCUGUUGGAUUUACGGAAGAUUGACCAGCGGAUUGAUAGAAUGGAUUAUACUGGAGUAAUGGAGCUCGUGUUUGACGUACAGUUCAUGUUGAGGGGUUCAAUGCAUUUCUAUGGAUAUUCAUAUGAGGUUAGAUCUGAAGCAAGGAAGGUUCAUGAUCUCUUCUUUGAUAUCUUGAAAAUUGCCUUUCCCGAUACAGAUUUCGGAGAGGCAAGAAGUACACUUUCUUUCUCUAGCCAAAUUCCUGCUGGUUCUGCCGCAUCCCCAAGGCAAGUUACAGUUUGCCCAAGCAAAAGGCAGAGAGUUACCAAUGAUGUGGAAACUGAUCCAAUCCCUUCACAAAAGCUGCCACAAAGGGGAGCAGCUUCUAAUGGUGAAAGAACCAGGUUGAAAGGUCAUUUGAAGGACUCCAGAACUGGAAGCGGCAGCAGCAGUGCCCGUGAGCAACUUCAGCAGGAGAAUCCUCCAAUGCUUACUCAUCCAGGUCAGUUGGUUGUGUGCAAGAAGAAAAGAAAUGAUAGGGAAAAGUCACUGGGGAAGGGUAGGACUGGAUCAGCAGGUCCUGUUUCUCCACCUGGUGCUAUAAGAAGUCCAGGGUCAGGUUCCACCCCAAAGGAUGCUAGAUGGGGUAGCCAACCAUCUCAACAUUCAAAUGGUUCUGGUGGGUCAGUUGGUUGGGCAAAUCCUGUAAAGCGUUUGAGAACAGAUUCUGGGAAGAGGAGACCAAGCCAUAUGUAG
Sphenostylis stenocarpa is the source of this 6681-nucleotide messenger RNA. The record is from the annotation of a GenBank genome assembly. NCBI's taxonomy places the organism in Eukaryota, Viridiplantae, Streptophyta, Magnoliopsida, Fabales, Fabaceae.